AUGGACUCCCUAGGGAGCGGCUUGCUUGCAGGGCCCAGCGAAGACCGCACGGCCCCGACGCGGCAAAAGAGCUGCAAUGCCUGCGUCCGGGGCAAGCGCCGCUGCGACAAGCGCACCCCCCGGUGCUCGCGGUGCGCGGCAAAGGGCCUCGACUGCGUCUACCAGAGGAUGCCGCCGCACAGCCAUCCGCAUCCGCCGCCCGGCGAGGCUGCCGCCGCAGGCAUGGCAUCCGCGUCAUCCGCCGGCAGCACCCCCGGCGUCGCGGCCGAGGUGCCCGAGUUCGACAUGGCCUUUGACAUGGUCGACCCCCUCGGCUCCGACACCAGCCCGGAUAGCCUGCGGACUGACGUGAGCCUGCUCGACGCCACCACGGGGUCUCUCGACUUCUCCAUUGUCGACCUGCUCGCCGCCUCGGCUUCGAGCGGCAGCGACGCCUGGAACCUACAGGGCUACUACCCGGAUAAUAGCAAGAUGGACCUCCCGCCUCUGCCGUUUGGGCCCCCGGCGGCGACCGCAGAGGCGUCUCCCACGUCCUUCCAGCAGCAGCAACAGCAACAGCAGCAGCAGCAACAACAACAACCAGAGCAGCAGCAGCAGCGUCCCGUGCGCGACCUUUCGCUUCUCAAGGCCAACGAAUCCUGCUUCGAUGUCGACCCUCUCCAGGUUCACGACCCCCGCACCCGCCUCGGCUUCAUCGUCGCCUUCCUCUCCUCCCUGCCCGCCACCCUGGCCAGCACCCGCGCCCUGCCCUUUAUGCACCCGCGCCUGUGGGCCGGCCAGCUGCCCAAGCCCAUCCUGUCGGCCUUUUCAGCGGCCACGGCCUACGGCGCCCGCUCGCCGCAAAACCGCGCCUGGACAGUCAAGCUCGUCGCCGACGCCAGCCGCGACAUCCAGCGCGAGGGCGAGCGCGCCGCCUCGCCCGUCGACAAGCUUGCCCGCGUCCAGGCGCUGGUCGUUGUCAACUUGAUGAGGUUCCUCGAUGGCGACAUCGGUCUGCGCGCCGCGGCAGAGCGCGAGGUUCCCGUCUUGCUGGCCUGGACAAAGGAGCUUGCCGGCCUCAGGGGAGAGUUCGAGGAGGAGGCCAUGACGCAGAGAGGGCCGUCGAGGGACGUGCCGCCCAAGAGCUGGGAGAGCUGGAUCUUUCUCGAGAGCGUGCGACGGAGCAUCAUGGCUUCUUACGCCUUCAUGUGCAUAUUUUGCUUGCUGAGAUCGGAAGAACCCGACUGCUCGAUGUGGACCAAACCGCAAAGUUUCACAGCCUCGAAGCACCUCUGGGACGCGGCUAGCUCUGUCGAGUUCUACCGCGCGUGGGGCGAGAAGCCACAGUACUGGAUCGAGAACCUAGGCUUCAAGGACUUUUGGAUGUAUGGCCGACCGGCUGACUUGGACGACUUUACACGGCUCAUACUGACUUCGCAAGUCGGGGUAGACGCCAUGGACCAUUUCAUGGAGGGGGAUAUUGCAAUACCCGUUUGA
Hirsutella rhossiliensis is the source of this 1476-nucleotide messenger RNA. RefSeq names its product fungal zn(2)-Cys(6) binuclear cluster domain-containing protein. Gene Ontology annotation, molecular function: zinc ion binding; DNA-binding transcription factor activity, RNA polymerase II-specific. The record is from RefSeq and is a predicted model, not a curated record. NCBI's taxonomy places the organism in Eukaryota, Fungi, Ascomycota, Sordariomycetes, Hypocreales, Ophiocordycipitaceae. The transcript has 4 exons. Gene Ontology annotation, biological process: regulation of DNA-templated transcription. The coding region runs from base 1 to 1476 and encodes 491 amino acids.